This is a messenger RNA of Carassius auratus (goldfish), 2764 nucleotides long. RefSeq names its product tyrosine-protein kinase-like otk. The record is from RefSeq and is a predicted model, not a curated record. The transcript is spliced from 5 exons. Lineage: Eukaryota; Metazoa; Chordata; Actinopteri; Cypriniformes; Cyprinidae. Bases 50 to 1171 code for a protein of 373 amino acids.
UUCGAAGAGUUUCAUAUUCAUAUUUGACUGAAACUGUUGAAAAAUUAACAUGGUUUGGUUUUGUGUGUUCUUGUGGUGUCUGGUUGGUGCGUUUGGCGAUACAUACGGGCUGAAGUCAGUGUCAGUGAAGGAGGGAGAAUCUGUCACUUUACACACUGAUAGAGAAAUGAGAAAUAAUGAUGUGAUCCAGUGGAGGUUCGGACCGGAAAACAUUUUAAUAGCUGAAAUCAAUGUGGUGGACAGCAGCAUGACUGUAAAUUAUGAUUAUGAUGGACGAUUCAGAGACAGAAUGAAGGUGGACCGUCAAACUGGAUGUCUGACCAUCACAGACACCAGAAUUGAACAUGCAGGGCGUUAUGAACUAAAGAUCAAACUUAUGAAGAAGUUCUUCAUUCUCACUGUCUAUGGCGCGGUUGACGAUGGGGAUGAGAUGAAGUCAGUUCCAGUGAUGGAGGGAAACUCUGUCACUCUACAGACUGAUACUGAAAUGAACAAUGAUCUGAUUCAGUGGAGGUUUGGGAACUAUUUAAUAGCUGAAAUCGUGGAUACGGCCAACGGCAUCACUAUAUAUGAUGAUGUUCUUGAAGGGCGAUUCAGAGACGGACUGCAGGUCGAUGAGAAAACUGGAUCUUUGAGCUUCAAAAACGCCAGACUUGAACACUCAGGAUUUUAUCAACUACAGAGCAACCGUACGAGGAAGGUUUUUACUCUGAGUGUCUAUGCUCCUCUGCCUGUUCCUGUCAUCUUCAGCUACUGUCCUCCUUCAUCAUCGUCAUCAGCAUCCAAAUGUAUGCUGCUGUGCUCAGCGGUGAAUGGGGGUCAGGGGACUCUCUCUUGGUACAAAGAAAACCAUUUAUUGUCCAGCAUCAGUGUGUCUGACCUCAGCAGUCUCUCUCUGCCUCUGGAGAUGGAGUAUCAGGAUCAAAACACCUACAGAUGUGUGCUGAACAAUUCAUUCUCUGAGCAAACUCAACAUCUGGACAUCAGUGAACACUGUCACACAUGUUCAGACUCAGGCCACGGCUGUGAGACUGUUCAAGCUGUGAUCCGAUUGGUCGUCACUGCUCUAAUGGGCGUGGCUGCUGCGGCUGCUGUGGUUGUUCUGUAUUAUGACAUCAGAUCCAGAAGAGCUGAACAGAAUCGAGCACAUCCUUCCAUUUCAGCAAUCUAAAUGAUAUGGUUAUGCCUUUUUAUCAUUUAUAAAUGAUCAUUCAUUUUCAAAGGCUUUGUUUAUCUAUCUGCUCGUAUCAAUGUUGAUUUAUCAGCAGUUCAUUUUCACCCUAGAAGAUGAAUUGAGAACAAAAUACAGAGAUCAGGGUGGGGGUUAGGGCAAUUGGUAACAGUUAACCAGGGUGUUAUGGAGAUUUCUGGGAGAUAUGUGUCAUGUUCUUUAACAAUCUGCCUGGAGUCAUAGAUGGUGUGAUCUAUGAUUCCCCCUCUCAGAGGAAGAAAUCUGUUUAAGUUACAACUGUGACAAUCGCUUCUUUCACACAGUAAUACCAGCAAAUUGCUGUAAAAUUAUUGGGAUGACUUAACCGGAAAAUUUUUAAAAAUGUGCUGUUCACACAGGCAACAACAUAUUUUUUCUGGUAAAGCACCAUUCACGCAUCGAUUUCAAAUUACCUUUUUUUGGUCCAGUAACAUCAUAUUUGAUGAAUUCAUACCAAAAAUCUACACAGCAUUGAAUAAAUGCAUCAUCUGCAUCAGAAUGUUAUGAUUGGCCAAGAGCCACUUAAGUUUUAAUUUGGAUUGGCCCGGAGUAGACGUUUCACGUCAGCACGGUCUGAACAUGAACGUUCUUAUACCGAUAAAUUUCAAUCUUCGUUUACACACAUCACAAUUCCAGCAAUUUCCUGGUAAUGUUACAACUUCUCAUCCUGGUAAAUUGCCAGAUUCAAUUUACCGGAACUGCUUGUUAUUGUGGCAACAUUUCUAUGCUCCUAAACACAAAGCGGUGCAAAACAAAACGUGACUGGUUGCUUUGCCUGUCUGUCAUAUGGCAUGCAAGACUAAUUGAGCUCUGGCCAUAUUAACCAGUAAUUUAUUUUCCAGCAAGUUAUGACUGGUUCAUUAUAGUCCCACAUCUGGUCACAUCUUUUUCCUUCAGCAAACAUCGCAUUAUCAAUUAAAUCAGCAGCAAGAGUCAAAACUAGUCCACAGUUUAGCAAAUGUUGGCAACCUCUGUAAGUUAAUCUUGAUUAUGCUUUAUUGAAUGCUUUGAUAUCAUGUAAUAAGGUAGGAAAUUGUUUUGAAACUUAAGCCCUAUCCAUAAGAAUGCAGUUUUUUUUUAAAUAGCAGCUUUUUCUAUGUGUUUCUUUUCUUGAACGUGUAAAUUGACAAAUUAAUCUGCGGAUCAUGUGCGUGCCGAACAGGCCUACAUAUCACGGAUCAACUGAUGUGACAGAUCAGAGCAGAAAUUAUCUUUCAUUCACGUCUUUUUCUUCAACGGUUCGUCCACAUGCAAAUGCCACACAAGGUCACUGAAACUGCACAUUUUUUAAAACGCCUGCCAGAGUCAAGAUUUUCAAAAACUCGGUUGCAAUGUUAUCAUGUAGACAACAAAACUGGAGUUUUUGGCUUGUGAUGUCGGUGCCUACACUGUUAUCUCCGCCUACUGGAAACUUUUUUUGUGUGUAUUUUUAUAUAGCUCUUUAUAACCCUGUAUUAGACUGUGUAUCUGUAGGCCAGCAGGUUCCAUGUGCGAUUUGACCCCAACAUUUAUUGAGUUUAAAAUUAAAAAAUAUGUAAACAUUAAAAUAAAUAU